CAAGAAAAAAAACAUAUAUCGUCCAAAAUAGAACAGGUUCAUGCCGGUUACAUACUGAAUUCCCCUAGAUAAAUUGUCCUAAUAAUCUCGUUUUAACACCUUACUAAUCUAGAAAGUGCGCAAGUCAAAAAAAUUAUAAGCUUGAUAGGGAAAGUCGAUUCAUCAACAAAGGAUAUAUUUGCGCUAAAUAUAGAAUUGUUACGUUUACAUAACGUUGAAGACAAAGAACUCUAUAUAAUAACCGUAUCGAGAGUGUGAUAUUUCGCAUCACAAGGGUACGAACUUCCAUCAGUGAUGUAAAAAAAAUCCACAUUAAUGAUGUAUAUUGUAUCUUUCAAAAACAAAGGAAAAUGAAAUAAGGCGAAUGUUUUUCGUUCGUAAAUCGUUAAGCGAAUGUGACUAAAAAUAUCGGAAGGAUUGGAAGGACUGCAUGUAGUUUUCUAUUUUCAUUUCUGUUUUCUUUAUUUGAUACAGGUUUGUUUUAAUGCAUAUCUUUUUUUAAUCAAACAACUUUGUUUUUUCUUGUUAUUGUUUUAUUUGUUUAUAUAUCCACUAACGAAUCAUUUGGAAUUAUAUAAAUAGGUCUGCUAUACGUUUUACCCGAAAACUUUCUCUCCUUGAAGUUUCAGCCUAAGAAACAUUCACCUUCUAACGUAAAAAUACAUUUUCGUCCGUGUAGUAAUUGCCGUAAGUGAGAUUGUAUAGAACGGGGUAUGGAAACUUUCUCUGAUUUGUUAAAUACGCCCGAUUCCAAUUCGAAUGAAAUGGCGAAACAUCGGAGAAAGUUUACAGGUGAACGGAAACCUACUGACACACAUGUAUCGGUGUAGUGAUAGUUCCCUGUUCUUUUACAUGUUUGAUGUUAUCUUCCCAGAAUAAUCAUCAUGCUUUUGUCGACAUAUAAUAGGUAUAAAGAUAUGUCAAAUCAAUUGAUAUUUGUCAUUAGUGCCUAAUUAACAAUAGAACGAUGUUAUUCAAAUGGUGUUCAUAUGUUGUAUAUAAAUCAAAAAUGCGAUAUAUUCAUGUAUAUAUUAUGAAUGUGAUGAGUCCCAUUUCGAAAUCAGUUAAGGUAAAAAGUUAAUAUUCCAUUCGAAAAGAGGGGAAUGAGACUUAGUAAGCAUUUCAUCAGAAUAAAGAACUGGGAAAAUAAAUGAUAUAAAUAAUAUUUCAUUUUUACAUUAACCUUUCCCAACGAAUCUAAGAAUUAACGAGGAGACAAACCAGGUUAAAACGUGGUACUUAUGUGAUAACAUAUCGCAUGUGAUAGACACUGCUGAUGCAUUUAGGCUCUCAACGUUUGCGUAACUUGUAUGUCACAUUGUGUUUGAUUCACAUGUAAUAGUAACACGGUUCUAAAUAUACACAUGUGCUGACGUUCUUGUGAAAUACAAUAUUGAAAAUUAUUAUGAAAUGUAUUGAUAACUAGUGCUAUUGUACCUCCUCGUCUAGAUUUUGACAUUUCUGUCAGCAUAUUCUUAUUUCACCUAUCAACACUUUGGGACCAUGCCAUCACUGACGAAUAAGUCUUUUUCUCAAUUUAUAUUAAUCAAUAUAUUUAAUUAAUGUUAUUCAUUUGUAUAUAUUAUCUACUGAUAAUUCAUGUUUUUGCACUCGUUUGAAAAGGUAUAUGUAUAUUUGUUAUACCUAUAGUUUAUUGUGUCCUUGACAAAUUAGAAGGAUCAAUAAGCACACACAGAGGUCACAUGACCUCAAUGCAUAUCGACAACAAAUUUAUUUUCCAACAAUCGCCCUCUAUGUAUUUUGUAUGACGGAUUUUGAAAUAGCAAUGGGUGACAAGACAGAAAUGCAUUAGCAAUUUGUGUUUUUUCAAGACCGAUUGUUCAAUAGCAAGAUCAAACUUAUAAACAGAACAAUGCUGCCUCUGUACAACAUCAUAUCUAAGCAUGUUUAAUUGAAGUUUUGAUGUCUCACAGAAAUUAGUUACAUGUCUACAACCAUCUGAAACUAAAGUAGAUGAUAGCAGUCACUGUAAUAUACCGACAGCAGAACAAAACCACAAAGCUACCCAUCAGACACCAAAAGCAGAACCAAGUCAAGGACAAGGAGUAUCUCGGUCGUCUUCGUCCUCCGUUGUCGAUGGCAACGGUGACCAUGACAACUCGCUUUCAGACGUUAUGUCGCUUGUUGACUAUGAACACAGCAUUGAGGAACCUGAAGAUAUCGAGAGUGCCACCUUUGAACAGUUUAUGGACGAAAAUGGUAUUUUAUGGGAGUUGUCGGAUACGUUGAAGGAUCGGUCAGUUCCUAAUUCUCUGAGACAACAAGACCCGGAAUAUACCAUAGAAAUUAAGCCAUCAAAUCAGAUGGGAAGUAAUCACUUCACGCAACAGGCGGAUUAUGACUUCCAGAGACGCGGACAGUCAGAACUUUCAGGAGUGGCAGGAAAGCCGGAGUCAAGACAAAGAGUCCAGGAUAGGUCAAAGAGUGCUGAAAGUAUUCAACAUGAUAGAUUAUCACUUGGUGUUCGCAAUAGAUCAAUGUCGCCACGGGUCAGGUUUAGUGAUCAAAAACAAUACUGGCCUUGUUCAGAAGAUGCUAAUAAGUCAUCCAGUCUAAGGUCACAAGAUCCGCAGUAUGAUAAAAAUAGCACUCCAAAGUCAUCGGGUUCACAAUCCGAGAAAGGAAUACCCGAAAACUCAUCUAAUUCAGUAACAGACAUUAAACCAGAUUUUGAAAAACUUUGGUUAAGGGAUGUGUCUAUAGGUACGACGACUCCAAGUGUAGAAAGUUUUGUUCCCUUCCAGACGCGAUCAUCUAGGCCAGUAAUGAAACAGAAAAAUUUAAUAAAAGCAUCAGGGCAAACGAAGGACCAAGGAUGUCAGCCUUUUAAGGAUUCUUCAACACAGACGUGGCUGUUGGAUUUUCCGCUAAGCUUAGAUGACCUCGGAUCAGUCAGUCAAAGGUCAAGUUUUGUCAGAUCACGAAGACCUGAAUAUCCCAUCAACCCUUUGCCAGUGUCCCGCAAUGAGGUGAAAGGCGUGAAUACAGAUGUACCUGUAGGAAAGUCAACGACUUCCGAAAACCCUCUCACACAAAGACCACCAUAUAACAGUAAUGAACAGAGAUAUGACAUUCGAAGCUCUUUCUUAGAUCCAACAUCUGUCAUUUGUGGUUCUCCGAGUUCAAUAUCAGAAGUUCAAAAUCAUUUUUUGAGUCAAAAUCCGCAAGUUCAAAGUCAAUGUAUAAGCAGUGCACAAAAAUCAGAACAGAAAGAAAUUUCAACCGAGGUCUACAAACCAUCGCAUUUAUCCGUUAACACAAAAGGCCGGUUGUGUGAUGGGAUAGGAGGUCACAGUUCCAUUUCAGAUUCUAAUGAACAAUCUAGAGAUUCGGAGUCUUCAGAGAAAAUUUGGGAAGAAUCGAACAGACGUAAUCAGUCAUCUGGCUCGAAAAAUGGAAAGGAAUACACCGAUUAUCGCUCCUCAAAAUUAAAAAACAUAAAAUACCGAAGGAACGGCCAGUUUCCAGAUUCAAGAUAUUCAAGAGAUGAGAGAUUCGACCAGUCUCAAGCCUCGAAGUUUAAAAAAGAAAGAAGAAACAAGUAUUCCCCCGAUUCAACAGACUCUGAGUAUGCAAAUGAUCAUCACGCACACAACGCCUAUCUAUAUAGAAGAGGGAGGGAAAGUGGACGGUCAAAAAAUUCCAGAGAGAGCAUGUCUUCGAGCUCGAAAUAUAGGAAUGGUCGGGACGCAAAUUCAAGCAAUAGAAAUGACCAGUCCGUGGACAGAGACUAUAGGAAAAAGAGACAAGGCAGGAAAAAUGACUAUUCUCCAAAAGCGAGAUUCAGGAAUAUUGACAGAGAUGACUGUUCUGAUGAAUACGAAGAUUCACAGGGGAAAGAUGAUAACAAAUAUAAGAGUAGGCGAAAACAUUUUCACAAAAGGAAAAAAAGAAUAUCAAAUUCUUCUGAUGACUUAGACAGAGACAGGAAAACGGACAGAUUAAAUUUUAGAUCCUCUUCUAGAAGUGACAUAUCUUCGAAUUCAGUAUAUGACAGUCAGGAUAGUGUACAUAGCAGGACAUCGGUGAGAAAUCCGUAUUCAGAGACACGCUCCUCCGUUACAUUAGCAUCCAAAAGUCCAAUGCAAGGGGAUCCCUCUAUGACAUCAGGGAAUACACAUUCAGAGAGUUUAAACAUGCAGUUAACGUUGACGAGUCAUGAUAAGCAGGAUGUAUCCGACUUAUCCGCUAUUUCUAUUCCCAAUCACGAAGCGAAUAUACACUCUGAUAAUUCGAGAACUUUCAGUGAAUCUCAUAUUUCAGACCAAAGAAAACCUGAUAUCGAUACGGAAAUGAUUGAACCUGGUAUCAAAGACAGCUUCGAGAGGAAUGGUGACUAUCUUCUGUCUUCUGUCAAAGACCAGAUUUCAGACGAAAUCGUCCCUGUCAAUGUGCAAUAUGAUUCGGAUUAUGAAAAGACUGACAUUAUAUCGGCAGAGAUAUGUGAAGAUCAAAAGCACCGACACGCGGAGGAUGCGGGGGCAGAACAAAUCGUUGCGGGAAAUCACGUUCAUGUUGUCAUGGAUACUGACGACCAGUACUCUUUGUACAGCAUAGGUAGCUCAUCGCUCUCUAGGACUUCAUCGCAAGAAUCCCUUUUAGACAAUAUUCCGAAAUCCCGGCGGGAGGCAGUCCGCCAACGCAGGCUGGCCCUGUAUCUGGUAUUCCGUUACCUCGACACCAAAACUCUGGGACGUGUUGCUGGCGUGAGUCGCGAGUGGAAGAAGGUCAGUCGGCAAUCAUCUCUGUGGAAACAGGUUCAUCUCUCUCACACACGAUGUACCUCCAAAACUCUAGAAACCUUGGCCCGUUGGUGUACACAGCUAGAGAGUCUACACCUGGAAGAUGUGUAUACAAGGAAACAGCUGGAACUUGAGAGCGAUGAAGACUAUGCCCAAGCUGUCAGAGCAUCACUAGAAGCAGGAGUAGAAUGUCUACUACAGGUGUCGGAGUCCACUCUCAAAUCAAUUACCAUCAUCAACUGCCCGCACGUUCUUACAGACAAAUGUAUGUGGUUAGCAAGUUGCUACAGCAGAAUGCUACAAGAUGUGUGUUACCAUAGUAACACAUACAUUUUGGGUGCUGACGUAUUGUGGGCGUUAGGAGCCGGAUGUGGACUCAUUCAAUCGCUAGAUAUUGCUCCUUUAUAUCCGUGUGCAAACACAGAGAAGUUUACCAAUAAAUGCCUACAGAUUAUCGCGCAGUCUUUACCGGGUUUGGACCGCUUGUGUAUAGGCGGACAGCAAGUGGAUAUCAACGGAUUCGUACUGAUAGCGAAAUCUUGUCAGCGCCUGUACAGCCUAUCCCUACAUGGUUGUGUAGAUGUUGUGGAGGACGUUGCCGUAGCGAUGUGUCGGAAAGGACUGAAGAACCUGCGCUCAUUGGACUUCAGUCACACCCCAGUUACUGACAAGGCUUUGCUUCACUUUUACAGUUGCUGUAAACACUUGAAAUCAAUUCACGUCUCCUUCUGUCUGGAAGAUGUUACUACAGACCCAGAGUUGAAAGAAAACGCGGAAAACUUCAACAAGCGCAUAAAGGCCUUGGAGAAAUUGAAGAAGAAGGGAGGUCUGUGGAAUAUUCUUAAGCUUGACGUUCAAAAAGUUCAAGAUUGAAGACUAUUAACUUGUGCCUAAAUUAAUUAGAUUGUGAUAAAAUCUUGCCAAUGUUAAUUGUGUUACAAAGGUGUUUUAUAUCAAAAUUAGUUUUUUUAUUUUUAGAAUCAUAUAGAAUUAAGACAAUGAAAGGUGCUUUUUCAACUCAGAAUUACUCCUCUGGUAAGACGUUAUGCAAAACAGCUAGUACUGUGCAUUAUAUGAUAUAAUUUAUGGAUGUAAAAUGUGAAAUCUUUUCAGUCCGUUUAUGUAGAAAACCACACUUAUUCCUAAUCUUUCUGGGCAGCUUUCGUUCGGUUCAGCAAACUGUUGUAACACCUUGUUUAAUCUGUAAAUUCCUGACAAAUGUUUGACAUUGACAUUAUGCCACGGACUUGACUUAGAUGUUUAUCUAAAUCAGUGAUUAUAUUCACACAGCAUGACAGAAAGAUGUGCAAAUUUCUAUUGAAAAAUUCUUAAUUAAAUUUCCUAUUAAUAUUGUGUAUGAUUUAUGUAAAUUAGGUAUGUUUUAUGUACGAUAUAGGUAUGAUUUAUAUGAUAUACAUUGUACAUAUGAUUUAUGUAUAUGUAUAUUUAUGAUUUAUGUAAGAUAUAUACAACUGUA
Molecule: messenger RNA, 6240 nt
Organism: Pecten maximus
Lineage: Eukaryota; Metazoa; Mollusca; Bivalvia; Pectinida; Pectinidae
Exons: 12
Coding region: 2136-5636 (1166 amino acids)
Biological process (GO): regulation of DNA strand resection involved in replication fork processing; telomere maintenance; regulation of neuron projection development
Cellular component (GO): centriolar satellite
Molecular function (GO): protein binding
Source: RefSeq, a predicted model, not a curated record